GGGGUGUGGCGGCGAAAUGGCCCCACAGCUGGGUCCGCACGAACUGUUGCACGUUUUCUCGUUCCUGGAGGCCCGAGACCUGCUUUCCACCGCGCAGGUGAACAAGGUCUGGAAUGAGGUUUCAAGGACUAAGGAACUAUGGAGGCAGCUAUGUCUGAGACGCUGGUCAUCCUGCAAAGCCUCCCAAAUGGUCCCGGGCACACAAACAUGGAAACAGUACUAUUUUUGCCGAUCUGAGCUGGAGUUCCGAAUGGCAUCUGGGCGGCCAGAAGACUUCAUCUGUAAAGCCAUUGCUGGGCACAAAGGAUGGAUAAAUGAGCUGGCUUAUGUCUCUACCAACGAAUGCCGGUUUGAUGGAAGGAAGAAGUCUGUAGUUUGCACUGUGUCCUCAGACGGUACAGUGCGUGCCUGGGAUUUAAAUGAGGGUACACAGAUCUGGUCAAGCCCUCUACAGCCUGAUAUUAUGGAGAAUUUGGUGACCUACCCUCAACUGCAGCUGGUUGUCACCAUAGACAGCAGAGGAUUAAUCAAAGCAUGGAAAGCAGACAAUGGGUGGGAGUGGGCCUCAUUCCGCCUGCCGAAAUCCCCAUCUGCACUGGAGGCCUGUGACCAUCCUGAGGGCCCCUUCCUGCUGGCGGCCUGUCAAGGAGGGAACCUUUACACAUUGACAGUGCCUCAGCUACACCUGGUCUCCAAAGUGCCUGUGUUUCCCAACAACCCUGUGAGUCUCAACUGCUCUCCAGACCAACAGUGGGUAUUUGCAUCUACUGAGAAUUUGCACCUGGGCCCAAAGGUAUUCUAUAUUCCCUCAUUGCUGUACCCAUCGGAAGACAAGCCGCCUGUCUCCACUACCCUCCCCGCCUACCUGAUUUCCAGAGGAUGCUGGGCCCCCGAAGAGGCAGCCAGAUUGAUUGUGGUGCAUGGAAAUGACAAUGGCACGGAGGUGAUUGUCACUACCUUUGAAUUAGGGGCCAAGAAGUCCCGGGAUAGAGUGGACGUUCUAGUACGACAGGUCGCCAGUUUCCUCUUGCCUAUGAUACCUCACCUCAUAAAGGGCCUUGGCUCUGAGGCAAUCCUGCUGGCGUCAGAUUCCAAGCUGGUGCAGUUCACCAUAUAUGGGCUGCAGCUGGCAGCCUUCCAGGACCAUGAGAAGCACAUCACGUCCUUGUGGGUGGACUCAAGCCGAGUUAUCACCUCUUCCUUUGACCUCUCUUUGCGAGUCUACGUGUGGAAUAAAGAAAAUAAAUAUCCCAUCCUCAAGAGCUGCUAUCACUUGCUUGGGGGAUCACACAGAUGGGCCAGUGGAUUUACCCAUGUGGAAAGUGACAGCAUGAGCAUUGUAGGUGUGGAAACCAGAAACGAUGGGACAGGGAUCCUAAGGUCAUACUGCUUCAGAGUACAGCACAGCUGGAAUGAUGGCACUGACUGAAGAUGGCCUCACUCUGGUGAAGAACUUGCACAUGUACAAAGACUAGGUUGAUUAUGUUAUCGAUGCUGAGAAAGGAAUCUGUAAUCCUCAGAUGCCUAUUAUGUGCUGGACACUGCUGUGUGAUUUUAUUUACAUCCUCAUGACAAACCAAUGGAGUGGGUACUACAUAUCAUAUACAUGUAUUGUUUCUGUUUUUCAGACAAGGAAAAUGAAAUGCAGGAAAGUAAUUAAUCUAUUAUUACCCCCAUUUUCGAGCUGCUAAGCAACCUUUCCAAGAUUAUUUGGGGAGUAAGUGGCAAAAAGGAGUGAAAUCUAAUGCUUUAAGUACUAGGAUUAUAACAUAAUU
Molecule: messenger RNA, 1775 nt
Organism: Otolemur garnettii (small-eared galago)
Lineage: Eukaryota; Metazoa; Chordata; Mammalia; Primates; Galagidae
Product: F-box/WD repeat-containing protein 12-like
Exons: 10
Coding region: 17-1429 (470 amino acids)
Molecular function (GO): protein binding
Source: RefSeq, a predicted model, not a curated record